CCAGGAUCAGCAUGGCCGUCCGCCAGUGGGUAAUCGCCCUGGCCUUGGCUGCCCUCCUUGUUGUGGACAGGGAAGUGCCAGUGGCAGCAGGAAAGCUCCCUUUCUCAAGAAUGCCCAUCUGUGAACACAUGGUAGAGUCUCCAACCUGUUCCCAGAUGUCCAACCUGGUCUGCGGCACUGAUGGGCUCACAUAUACGAAUGAAUGCCAGCUCUGCUUGGCCCGGAUAAAUACCAAACAGGACAUCCAGAUCAUGAAAGAUGGCAAAUGCUGAUCCCACAGGAGCACCUCAAGCCAUGAAGUGUCAGCUGGAGAACAGUGCUGGGCAUGGAGAGGAUAUGACAUGAAAUAAAAGAUCCAGCCCAACUGA
Molecule: messenger RNA, 368 nt
Organism: Pan troglodytes (chimpanzee)
Lineage: Eukaryota; Metazoa; Chordata; Mammalia; Primates; Hominidae
Gene: SPINK4
Product: serine peptidase inhibitor Kazal type 4
Exons: 4
Coding region: 12-272 (86 amino acids)
Molecular function (GO): serine-type endopeptidase inhibitor activity; protein binding
Source: RefSeq, marked validated